AUGAGAGUGCCAAAAGUGUUGAAAUCGGUCAGGUAUUCUUUAGUGGCAGUGAAUAGUUUGUUUUUGAUAACAGGAGUCAUCCUCCUCAUAACUGGGUUAGUUGUUCUAUCGAAGUUUAAUGUCUAUGACAUUUUUGUGACUACAAAGUUCUUCACUGUCCCUAACUUCGCAAUCGCGACAGCCGCUAUAAUAUUCGCGACGUCCAUCCUCGGAUAUUAUGGAGCUAUAUCAGAACAAUUCUACUUUAUAGCUGCAUAUGUCGUAUUACUUGUAAUAAUAUUAAUUUUUGAAAUAACAAUCACCGUCUUGGGAUUCCAAUUGCAAAACAAAGUGUCCAGGGAAAUACAAAGGCCCAUGUCACAAAGUAUAGAUCAGUAUGGACUCAACAUGAACGUCAAUGUAGCUUGGGAUAACCUGCAAAUGGGGUUCCAAUGCUGCGGUGUCACUGGGGAACAAAACUGGCCUUUCAAUAGAUUGCCAGUGACGUGUUGCCACAUGAAUCCCGGGACUGUGUCACCGUUCAACUGUACGUCAGCCCUGACAUACCAAACCGGAUGCCAGAGUGUAUUGAGCCAGUCGUUAGCAAACAAUGCUUAUUCCAUCGGCGUGACUGCUGCUUUUGUCACGUGUUUGCAGGCUCUAAUAACAGGCGCAGCUGGAUGGCUGGCAUACAGAUCCAAAUUUGAGGAAGUAGAACUUGAGCGAUAA
Messenger RNA from Bicyclus anynana (squinting bush brown), 708 nucleotides. RefSeq names its product leukocyte surface antigen CD53-like. Lineage: Eukaryota; Metazoa; Arthropoda; Insecta; Lepidoptera; Nymphalidae. The record is from RefSeq and is a predicted model, not a curated record. Bases 1 to 708 code for a protein of 235 amino acids. The transcript is spliced from 5 exons. Gene Ontology annotation, cellular component: membrane.